AUGGUCUGGGUCCGGACCGCAGUCCGCCUAUUUGUGACCUCGAGAUUAGAAUAAAACGACAUAAACAAAACACUGCCAAUGGUAAGAAUGAGAAGAAAGCUGUUACCCUUAAGCGCAACCCGUGAUCUCGCUCUUUCACGCCCAUUUCUUUUCCAACUGAGCUGGAGAUCUUCCCAUUCAGGAUCCCUCGAUUUAUGAUGCUGACAUCGGGGACCGAGAGGCAGCAACCCGACGUAACAGAUCUGGCCAAGAGGGCAGCAGAAACAGCAAACAUCACAGCUCUAUCAAGAUAUCUGAAGUGACCACUAAGGACUGGAUUGAUUAUAAUGUUGCUACAAUAACGCAGCGUCAUAAAGAGACUCUCAAAACAGAAUCCAGUGAAGCAGCAAUGGACCAAGCAAGGUCAACGAUAUCCCAAAUUUUUAACAGUGAGCCGCACUCCUACACACGAUUCAACUUGCCACAGAGCAUGGAAGGAGACAACAGCCAGGUGGAGAUGAUACUGUCAUCUGACAUGAAUGAGGAGGAUGGGGAAAAUGGAGAUGGAGACCACCUCAAUCACAGCUCAAACCGUAAACCGUAUGUGGCUCAAAAUUUUGAAUGCACAACCAAGAACCUCUGCUUCAUGGCAGCUACUAUCGUCUUCACAUUUGCCAUCGGCUACUCGAUCGGCUACCUGGUUCAUCAGAAGAAGGCUUGCAUCUGUGCACCCUCUGUUCUCCCUUCUGAAGUUGAGGAUAUCCAUAACACCGGUGAAGCCCCUGUCAUGGUCUGGGAUGAUGUGAAAAGGCUUCUUGGUCAUAAACUAAAUGCAUCCAGUCUAGAGACUGUACUGAGUGAGUUUACCAGCAGCAGCCACCAGGCUGGUUCUCCUGGUGAUGAAGAUCUGGGAAACAAGGUGCUCAAGAAGUUUAAGGAGUACGGCAUGAAUACCUGGACUAAUGAGCACUUUGUCAAGGUUCAGGAUCCCCCAGCUUCUGGAUACAACAGAAUAGUUUUCAAGAACGGCUCAGAGGAGCGUCCGAGGGGAUUCUUGUCCUACAGUGCCAAUGGAACUGUAACGGGUGCAGUGCUGUAUGCCCGUUAUGGGCAGGAAAAUGACUUCAGACAGCUGAAGAACAUGAGCAUCAACAUGAAUGGCAGAGUCAUGCUGGUCAGAGCUGGAAGGAUCAGCUUUGCUGAGAAGGUGGCCAAUGCAGCCAAAAUGAACGCCUCUGCCGUGCUGAUCUACCCAGACCCCACUGAUUACUCCAUUGGAGAGGACACUCCACUCUUUGGACAUGUCCACAUGGGUUCUGGGGAUCCAUACACCCCAGGCUUCCCCUCUUUCAACCAAACUCAGUUUCCAUCUGUACAGUCUUCAGGCCUGCCAAAUAUCUUGGCUCAGACUAUCACAACAGGACCAUCACAGUGUUACUGUGUGUCUGCAUCCAACAGGCAGCUCAAGGGUAGCUCUCUGCCAAAUGGUUGGGAGGACACCAACAGACUCGGAGACGAGAGCGACGUUAUUACCGUGGAAGUCAACAACGUUCUUACUGAGAAAAGAAUAAAUAAUGUCUUUGGAGUCAUUAAAGGCUUUGUGGAUGCAGAUCAAUACGUGGUCAUUGGUGCCCAGAGGGAUGCGUGGGGCCCGGGUUUUGCAGCAUCCACCGUCGGCACCAGCGUGCUUGUUGAGUUGGCACGUUCCAUCUCUGACAUGGUGAAGAACGAUGGAUUCAAGCCGAGGAGGAGCAUCGUGUUUGCGAGCUGGAGUGCUGGAGAAUAUGGAAGUGUUGGUGCCACCGAGUGGUUGGAGGGUUAUUUGUCCUCUCUGAGCAUGAAAGCCUUCACCUACAUCGACCUGGAUGGCAUUGUGACAGCUCGGAACGGAUUUAAAGUGGCAGCCAGUCCUUUGCUGAACAACCUGAUCCAAAAUACUCUGAACGAGGUGAUGUACGACAAGGACAAGUCUCUUUAUUCUCAAUUUGAAAAGGGUAACUGGGAGUCUAGCAUCAUGGAGCCUCUGAGGUUGGACAGUGCUGCGUAUCCUUUCCUCGCCUUUUCCGGCAUUCCCUCAGUCGCUUUCAGAUUCCACUCUGGUUAUUCAGACUACUCGUACUUUGGCACAAUGCUGGAUACCCGAGAGAACCUGAACUCUGUCACAGCCAGCCAGGUUCCUCAGCUGGCUGUGAAAGCAGGCCAGUUUGCAGGUCACAUAGCGCUGAGGCUGGUCCAUGACCAUCUGCUGCAGAUGGACCUGAAGAAGUACGACCAGCUCAUACGUAGUCACGUGGUAAAGAUUAAUACGAAGGUCAAGGCUGUUCAGAGGAUGCAGCCCCAGCUGUUGCCCAAGGUCCUGACAGCGCAGUGGCUGAUCAUGGCCUCUGGCUCCUACAGCCUUGCCUCUAGAGGGCUGGCAGCCGACAUCCAGAACAGCGACCUGGAGGACAUCGAGAUGUGUCGCAUGAUCAAUGAUCGCAUCAUGGCAAUGGAAAGGAACUUCCUGUCACCCUACAUUUCACCCAGAGACAGUCCCUUCCGUCACAUCGUGCUGGGCUCCGGCCCCCACACCCUCAAAGCUUUGUCCAGCCACCUCGAUGCUCUGAAGACCAAUGACCCCGAGGCCAAGGCCGAGCUGUUCCACAGUCAGUUUGCCCUGGCGACCUGGACCAUUCAGAGCUGUGCCAACUCACUAGCAGGGGACAUCUGGUCGCUGGAUCAGGAAAUCUAGAAACAUCAUUUCCCCUCCCUGAUUCAUGGUUUGGCCCUCUUAUUCCAACUGUCAGUGUGAAAACCAGUAUGUUGUUGUGAUUAAUCAUCAGGUUUUGAAUGGAUAUCUACAAAGUCAUCACACCUCUGUUGCAUAAGGUUAAUUUUCCUUUUUCUAAAAUUCUCCAGCAUAUGAUACCUGAUGAUUAUGUAAGCCUUCCACCUUAAAAAGGAAUUUUCACGUUUUAGAAAAAGCAAAAAAAAAGUCUUGGUAUUUAAAUAUCACAGUCUUCAAUACUGGGAAGCACAGUGGCGUCGUGGUUAGCACUGCUGCCUCACAGCUCGAAUGACAUCUAGAAGGUCUGGGUUCGAUUCCACCUUGAGAUUUCCAUCUCUCGCUGUGUGGAAUUUGCAUGUUCUCCCUGUGUCUGUGUGGGUUUUCUCUGGGUACUCUGGUUUCCUCCCACAGUUCAAAGACAUGCAGUCACUGGGGUUAGGUUAAUUGGUCACUCUAAAUUGGUUGUCUGUUAGCCCUGUGACAGGCUGGCAACAUAUACAGGGUGUUCCCUGCCUCUAGCCCUCUGUCAGCUAGAAUAGGCUCCAGCCCUCCCGCAACCCUGAACAGGAUAAGCGGAAGAGAAUGGAUGGAUGGAAUCUUUAGUACCUUGGUUCUCAUAAUGGGAUGCCAGAUCAUCAAACUACAAACCACUGGGGACAAAUGUUUGGUGGGCCUCAGCCAGGCAUUUUUAUCUUUCUGCAGUAAUUAAACAUAUUCAUCAUUGGUAUUUAAGUCUCAGGAGACCAGCUGAAUGCAUCCUUGUAUGUUUUUAUUUUUAUUUGGUUGGGUCUUGACACCACCUGCUGUUGCAGACUGGUGCAUGAAUGGCAAUCUCUGUUGCAGUGAUUGCUGCAGUAAACCAGCUUCUGCAAAUGUUUCUUUCUGUGAUGCCCCUGUGGACAGUGUGACACCAGGCAGUAUGAUCCAUGGCCAGAAUUUCCCAGUCGUCUGUGGAGCUAGAAUUUGGGAUGCCUGUCUGUUCUGGUGAUGACUCAUGGCCGUCACGGUUGGUGUUGGCCCAGCAGAAAGAACGUGCUAGGAAUGCUGACAGGCUUCGGGACAUCUCGGUGUGGUAUGUGGUCCUGCUAUCUGAAUCCAAGGAUGCUUUUGUGGCACUGCAUAUGGAACAAGUUGAGUCAAUGUUCUAGACUCAUGUAGGUCCUUUAAUGUAGUCAGUCCGGACUUAAGUUUCCCACAGCCAUGACAGUGUUUGGCUUCCUGAGUCAUCGAUACUAAUACUAAGAAGUACUGAUCUUUGUGGUUGUGAAAGGAUGGCUGGACAGUGGACACCUCUGGCAUACGCUCAUCUUUAUCUUGUCUUACACCAUGGAGCUCAUCUGUCUUUUGGCUGGAUGAGAUAAAAAAGUAACCAUCAUCAGAUGAUCUAAAUGAAGCAGCACAGUUUUUGAUCCACAGUUUCAUGUCAUAAAUCCACUUUGAUUAUGAGCCGCUGCUACAGCUAACCUCCCGAUUAGCAGCUACGUCUACUUGCAAAGUACUGUAGUCUUAAUAGCUAGCUAAAUUUGGGAGAGCCUACUAGCUUCAGCUGUGUAGGGGAAAAAGGGGCAGGUGAAAUAACAACUACUGUAUUCUACCAAUGAUAUCGUUUUAGUAAGAUUAAACAAAAAAGUCCAUUUCAUCGUCAGUAUUCAGUUCAAAAACCAUCUGUUUGUAUUAGCACAGAAAGCAUGGUAAAAUGAUCUGAUAACCAUUCCUAAGUAAACGGAUCCAUUGAGCUAUACUGAGGCACAUUCUGGAAAUUACACCUCCGUCAUUAGCAAGUUGCUGGGGAAAAACUGGGGUCAAGUCUUGGACUAAAAAAAAAUCCAGAGAAUUCCUUUGUGCUUUAAAAUGGUCACAUUUUCUGAUUUUUUUUUUUUUUUUUUUUUUUUUUUUUUGUUCCCAAUAAAACUGUGUGCACAUUUUCUCGGCCUACAUUUUACUGCUGCAAUAAACAUUCUGUAUUUGAGUGUUGUUUAAUUAUUCAUUCACAUUAACAUGUAGCUUUGUAGACCCAAUGUACAUUUUUCCUGUGGUCUUAUUACUUUAGUUCUGUUACUGACAUAAAUGGAUGUG
Messenger RNA from Archocentrus centrarchus (flier cichlid), 4822 nucleotides. RefSeq names its product transferrin receptor protein 1-like. Gene Ontology annotation, molecular function: transferrin receptor activity. Lineage: Eukaryota; Metazoa; Chordata; Actinopteri; Cichliformes; Cichlidae. The transcript has 19 exons. Gene Ontology annotation, cellular component: external side of plasma membrane. The record is from RefSeq and is a predicted model, not a curated record. Gene Ontology annotation, biological process: transferrin transport; intracellular iron ion homeostasis. Bases 389 to 2710 code for a protein of 773 amino acids.